Trichoderma citrinoviride is the source of this 858-nucleotide messenger RNA. RefSeq lists its product as hypothetical. Gene Ontology annotation, molecular function: hydrolase activity. The record is from RefSeq and is a predicted model, not a curated record. Lineage: Eukaryota; Fungi; Ascomycota; Sordariomycetes; Hypocreales; Hypocreaceae. The coding region runs from base 1 to 858 and encodes 285 amino acids. The transcript has a single exon.
AUGGCUUGUGCAGAUUGCUUCAGGGGAACUAUCCACGAAGGAACCCCCAAAGGCAAAGAGGAGAUGCUGCACAGCAUCCUCACAUAUAUCGCAUCCCCCGAAACGGGCCCUACGUCAACUUCCCAAAUCAUCUUCAUCACCGACGUCUUUGGGUUCAACCUCGUGAACAACAAACUGCUAGCAGACAAAUAUGCCACCGAGACUGGAUGCUUGGUUCUCAUGCCCAGCGUCAUUCCGGGUGGUGGAGCACCUCUCUCGGCGAUAGAGCUGUUUGACUCCCUCUCGACGCCUGUUGGCCUAUUUAACCUCACAGGCCAGGCGAAGAGAGCAGGAGCUGCGAUGCGAGCUGCGACCAUAUUUGCUCCAUUUGCAGUACGCACGCGAAACGCGUACCCGAAACUGCUCAAGUUCUCCCGCGACGUUAAAGCUUCGCUGCCGACUGGUGCCAAACUGGGGGUUGCUGGGUUCUGUUGGGGUGGGAUGCACUCGACCAAGCUCACCGGGGAGCCAGCAGAAGAGGGUGGCAACCAGUCCUUGUUCGAUGCUCACUUCGUGGCUCAUCCAGCUGGUCUCAAAGUACCGGAUGACUUUUCGGCCGCGGCCAGCCGGUUCAAGGUCCCCAUUAGCUUGGCAGUGGGGGAUCUUGACAUGGUGUUGUCCAAGGAUAAUAUCGACAGUAUUGAACGCGGUUUGAAAGAGGUCUUUGGAGGAACCUCGGAUGGAUAUGAGGUCAAGACUUAUGGCGGCUGUAAGCAUGGGUUCGCUGUACGAGCUGAUCCAAAGAGGACGAUGGAAGAUGAGGCUGCAAUGGCAGCAGCUAAGCAAGCCGUCGACUGGUUCAAAAAGUAUCUGGGAUGA